ACGUCACGCAUAAACAAGGAGACACGGCGGCGGCGCGGCAGUAAUGGCGGCGGCCUCCUCCCGCAUCUAGCUUAUUUCACACUCCUGCACACCUCCCACAGCACACACCUUGAGGGAACCGCGACGCCUGGGACUGUAGGACCCCCUGAGUGACGUGUGUACCCUUGGGGACCCCGUAGCAUCCCCGGAGGGCGGAUGGGAGAGCCGCCCCCAGGGAUACGUGGCUUCAGGGGUGAAGGACGUGCCCCAGGGAAACACCGAGCCGUCAUGAUGGAUGACUUGUUCCUAGACGUCAAGAUGGAGAUUGGGGAGGAGGUGCGGCGGCAGGGUCACGACCCCCACCUGGCCUCCACCCCGGUGCUCCUGGCCCGGCGGGAGGUGGCCACCCGGCAUCCCCGCACCACCACCACCCAGCUGAACCACAUCAGCGAGGAGAUGCUGGUGUACCGCAAACACAGCCUCCUCUCCUGCCAGCUGCCCGGCGCCCCCAAGUCCACCUUCCUCAUGGUUUUCAGCCCCGACGGGUCAAAGGUCGCGUCCACACACGGUGACCACAACAUCUAUGUGAGUGAAGUCAACACGGGUCAGUGCAUUUGUACCCUGGAGGGACACCCAAGGACGCCCUGGUGUGUGGCCUUCCAUCCUGCCUCCAACGAGAUUGUGGCGUCUGGCUGUCUGGGCGGGGAGGUGCGCGUGUGGGACCUCAAGGGCGGGAGUGAGGUGUGGACAACAGAGAAGAGCACAGUCAUCGCCUCCCUCGCCUUCCACCCCACGGAUCAGGUGCUGGUCAUCGCCACCUACAAUGAAAUCUACUUUUGGGAUUGGUUCCAGCCGCAGCCCUUCGCCAAGAUCUGCACCGCUGACGAGAAGGAGAAAGUGAGAUACGUCAAAUUCGACCCGCUCGGCCACAAGCUGAUCACAGGCAUUGCAAACAUGUCCCACGAGAGGGCCCGGGUCCUCCCUCCCACCCACCACGUGCCGUCACGCUCGGAGCUGGUGGAGAGGGAGCAGCGUUACAACCAGCUGUCCAGUCAGUACCUCAGCCUUGUGUCCCACCUGGAGGCCCCUCACCAGCUCCUCUGUGGCUGGUUCGUCUCUCAAUGCCAACUCAUCUUCCUCCUCCCGCACACAGAGCCAACACGCAGCAGCAGCAUGUGGGGUGUGGCAGGGGACGGGGCAGCCAACGUGGAGUCAGAGCGGGGUGGCCUGGGGGUGGGGGAGGGGGAGGAGCGGCCAGAGGAGUCUGCCAGCCUGGGGGCGGCACGGUCGCUGCGGCAAAUAGUGAGUGACGACAGCGCCUCGUCCUCUAGCCUGGACUCGUCCUCCUCGGCCACCAGCGGGGCGAGCCGCGCCUCAGAGCGCAAAACCCCGCCUGUCUCUGCUGUGGACCUCCCGCCUGCCACCGCCUGGGCCAGGACCCCCGAUGCUGCUCCCCUGGAGGGGGCACCCUCCAACCCCUGGGAGCCACGCCCUGACCCCCGCUGCCCCGCCUGCCAACUCCUGCGCACUUACCGAGGUAUGUACAGCCGCGGGUGUGAGGCGCGGCUCAGGUCGGCCAGUUGCACACUUGCUUCCAGAGAGGCAGCCAGACUGGAACUGCUGCCCCCCUCGCGCCGCCCCACCAGGGAGCUGAGGGGUGUGGUGGGCGGGGCAGGGGAGGCGGUGAUAGGCCCCCUGCCGACACCCCCCCCCAGACCAAGGAGCAAGGAGGAGGUACCCAGGAGGACGACAGGCCACCACCACCACCACCUCCCACCUCCACCUCCACCCCCUCCACCCCCUCCACCACCCCCACCCUCCCGAACCACCCGCACACCAGAACCCCAUCACCGCCUAGCUCUCUCCACUGCCACCACCACCUCCACCCACCUCCACGCCCUCACCACCACCACCCCCACUACCUCCUCCACCACGUCUUCUGAGCAGUGGUGGGACAGCAGGGGGGAAGAGAGUGGAGGUCCACCUUGGGACCAGUACCUGUCACUGCUGCCACGGGAGAUGAGGGCGAGGGUCAUGGUGGAGAUGGAGAGGCGGCGACGGUCUAGACAGCGCACCACCACCACAACCACCACCACCACUACUGGGGACGAGCCAGGGCCGGGUCAGGAUGGCACCACUGCAGACAGGGAAAGCAGCAGCGGCAGCAGCACCAUCACGCCGGGCACUGCAGGCACCAGCAACAGCACCGCCGACGCCAACGGUGGCAGCGGUAGCAGCGAGGUGGGUGACAGAGCUGCGACAGCCACGGCCACACGACCAUCCCAGCGGCCGCUGCUAGAUUUCUUGGAACGGCGGCUGUGUGAGCAGAUCCACAAGCGCAGCGUGUACCGCCUGUCCAGCCGCCGCUCGGACCGCCCGUACCUGCGGGCCGCCGACCGCCUGCUGCGGCCCAGCAGCAGCCGUUCCUCACACCUGCGUCCGCCGGACGCCCGAGUGCACGCCAUCCGCCGCCUGCUGGAGCGCUACCAGAUCAGGACGGACACCUACACCUCCUCCAGGCAGCAGCAGGACCCUCAGGCACCCCCAGGACCCCCAGGACCCCCACCUACAGCACCCCCUGGCCUGGAUUCCCUGGUUGAUGACUUAGGUGCCCCCCCACAGUCCAGCGGGGAGGGACGGCCUGCCAGGCACAGCAGCGACUGGUUGUGCAACGGUCCACUCCCCAGGGCUGGCGGCAGCAGCGGCAGCAGCAGCAGCAGGAAUAACAACAACACUGGGGAUGGCAAUGGUGGUGGCAGCAGCAGCAGCAGUAGCAGCAGCAGCAGCAGUAGUAGCAGCAGUAGUGGCAGUGGCAGCAGCAUACCACUGAGAGACGUGCUGCAGUGGGGGAGCAGACGCCAGUACAGGGUGAUUCUGGAGGAUGUGGUUGACCGCCUGCACCACCUGGAGAGGCAGGAGCGUGCAGCAGCAGCGGCAGCAGGCAGUGGCACCAGCAGCAGCAACAUGGAGGAGCCCAGGACAAGCCGGGUCACGCAGCACCACAGGCUGACAGACCUCCGCCUUCUGGUGCAGCUGACCCUCAAGCUGCUCUACAUCCUGCUCAGCUUCCUCUACAACCCCCGCAGGCUGUAUGAGGAGCGACCCAUCUCCCGGCUGCCCAACCCAUUCCGUGAGGAGGAGGUUGUGCUGGGGGGCGAGGGGCCGCCAGCGGACCUCCCCCCACCCGCUGCUGAGCGAGAGCCACCCAUGCCGGGCCUCACCACCUCACUGGAGACUGUGAGGCGCGCCAUCGAGGCUCUACGGCACGACGUGGCAGGCAGCCCCAGCCCUGCUGCAGACCCUGCCUCAGCCUCGGGGCCAGGUGGGGCGUCCGGCGCUGGUCCCAGUGCCGCCCCGGAGUCCCGUAGCUCAGUGACCAACCUGCCACGGCGCCUCAACGACUUCCUGAGGCGCUCCAGGAACCUGGCGGCACGGCAGCACCAGCAGGAGCGGGCCGGGGAGGGCGGGGUGCGGGGCAGUGGUCUGCUGCCCCGCAGUGGUUCCCCGUGGCCCCGCGUGGUGAUCCCCCGCAUCACCCUCAGUGAUCCCAGUGGCAGCGAGAGCCAGGUGGAGGAUGAGCAGGGGGCAGCGCCCUCAGGCCCCAGCCUGGCACGCCGGGACCAGGCAGAGUUCAGCACACGCUCCGUGUCGGGGGUGCCGCUCCGCCUGCUGGGCCGCCAGUAUGCUGUGGACCGCCGCAGCCCAGACUCAGAGGAUUCCUCAGGGCCAUUGGACGGGGCAGGUGAUGGUCCCGGCCAGCCCCCGGAGCCCUUCUUCCCCUGGCGGGAGCACCUGGGACCCUUUGACAUGGAGCUGUCCCAGGGGCCUGGUUCGGACAUGCUGUUCAGACACAACCUGCAGCGCACUCCCCCGGACCGCGCUGCUGAGAGGGAGGCCGAGAACUUCUUCAUCCGGCCUUUCUUCACCCCACACCUGGGCACCACCCGGGGCAUGUCCAGUGAGUGGGCGGGGCGGGGCAAGACAGCUCUGGGCGCCACACAACGCAUCCAAGCCUGGGACUUCACACGCUGCCACAUCCCAGACAUCUCAGACGGUGUGGCUAAUGUGGUGGUGAGGAAGUGUCGCAUUCACAAUGAUGCCAGCGUGGACAUUUCCUCGGACGGCACCAUGUUGGCGGCACUCAUCCCAGAGAGUCAGGCGAUGACUAUGGUCGGAGUGUACAGCCUGGAGGACCGGUCUCUUGGGCAGCUUCUGUACAGCUUCAUCUUUGAGCACAAUACCAUCUGUGUGAGUCUCUCCCCAAUGGGACGCCAUCUGGUGGUGGGCUUUGCUUCCCACUCCUCUCACCUCGUCCCGCAGAACACAAAGCAGGUGGCAGCACAGGUGUUCAAGCUGCGAGACAACCACCUCUUCCAGGCUCGGGGGCAGAUAGGAUACCUGCAGAAGGUGAGGGACAUCGAGGUGACCAUCGACAACCGACAGAUUUCCCUCAACUGCAUCCGGUGGCUGCCUCACCCGGGCCAGGGCCUCAUAUAUGGCACCAACCGGGGCCAGCUGAACAUCCUGCACUAGGUUAAGCUGUCGGGGCAAGGCGGGGCAGAGCAGGAUAGGACUGGGAGGAGGAGCAAGGUAAUAUAAGGGCAGGAAUGGUCGGGGGGGGUGGGAAGGGUCUGGGACAUUGGCUGACUGCAAAGUUUUGGUGUUUUUUCAAGAUUAUUGGUGGUGAUUUAUUUGGCGUUUUGUCUCUAUGCCUAUUUUUUUGUCAGUGCUGUUGGGUGCCACCGUGGUCAUGGUUGUCUCGAGUGCCAUAGUGUCCCGUGGGUGUGUAGGGUGUAGGGUGUAAGUAGGGAGCCCAUAUGCACAGGCAGGAGACAAGGGAGGAGGGGAAACCUGGGCAUCACUGUGGUUUGUUUACUUGUUGUUGUUUUGAUAAGUUUCCUUUUUUUUCCCUUUGUUGGGGGUGAGGCAGAGGAAGGGAGGGUGUGUGUGUGUGUGUGUGUGUGUGUGUGUGUUUGGCUGAUGCUUGGAUGGGUGGGUCUGUUUUUUUGUUUGUUUGGCUGUUUGUGUUUGUUUGUUUAUGCCUGGACUGAGAGAGCCUGAUGGAGAGAAUUGAUGCGAGAAAAGUUUUGUUCAUCUCAUGCAGUAUGUGUGUGUGUGUACGUAUGUGUGUUCUUUCAUGCCACAGCAGUGUAGUGUAAUCUUAUUUGUAUUUUGAGGUGAAUGAAGAAAAUUUAAUAUAGCUGGUGUAUUAUUAUUAUUAUUAUUAUUAUUAUUAUUAUUAUUAUUAUUAUUAUUAUUAUUAUUAUUAUUAUUAUUAUUAUUAUUACUACUACUAUUAUUAUUACUAUUAUGAUUUCACACAUUCAGUUCAUAAAAAAAUCUGACUUAUUUUUCAUCACCAUUAUUAUUAUUAUUAUUAUUAUUAUUAUUAUUAUUAUUAUUAUUAUUAUUAUUAUUAUUAUUAUUAGAUGUAUUCAUGUCUAUUUAUAAAGUGAUUUUUCCAUUAAUAGUUCACCUGAAAUUAAUUUUGCCUGUAUUGAUUCCUUUAUAUAUCCCUACUUCAUCCCCCCUCUCCCCCAAAGCCCACACCUGUACCCGUAGCCCCCCACCCAGGCCUUGAAGGGGUGAUGGGGUGUGUGUGAAUCUGUCUUAAUCUACAGUGAUGGGGAAGGAAGGGUUAUGAUGGGGUGAUGGGCUGUGUGUCAGUCAUUUGUGUAUGCUGUGGUGUGUGGGUCAGUGAUGGGAAGUGAAGGGGAGGGAAGGGAGUGGUAAAAUAGUGAUGGCCUGUGUAUGAAUGUCUGUUUUCAUAUUUUUUUGUGUGAGUUACAGUUUACAUGCAUAAUUUACAUUCCCCCCAAAAAAAAAUGGUUGUAAACUCAAAAUUCCUAAACCUGAAGAUCUUUUUUAUUUUAUUUAUUUAUUUUUUUAUUUUUUUUAUUUCUAGAGCUAUUGUUUUUAUUUAUUUAUUUAUUUAUUUUUGUAUUUAUUUUUUUAUGAAUAUCUGUAAAUGAGAGAUUGUUUUCCCUAGUGGCUCCAGUCAUUUGUAAAUAAUUUUUAAAUCGUGAUUCACCUAUGCAUUAUUUUGCUGUGUGUGUGUGUGAGAGAGAGGGCAGUCCAUGAUCUCCUCAACUCAGAAAUAACAGGUUGCUCAGUCUUACUUUAAUUUCUUUGCACUGGAAGGGAAGUGAAAGUUACUGGGAAAGCCUUACAGCGGGUCACGCAUCAAGCACUCACUCUGACCUGUUGCCCCCCCCCCCCCCAUGCUCUGUUCCCGAUCACAGAAAUAAUUCCUUGCUUAGUUAUAUUUGCAUUUUGAGAUUACAGAGUGGGGGUUAUCACAUGCAAAGAAACUCGUGUAACUUCAACUGUAGCCUUUUGAAAGAAGUGUUACAGAAUUCAGACAGGUACAUGAUUAUUCUCUCCCUUAUUAAUAUUUGUAUCACUGAUUAUACUUAAGUUUCCACAUUCAUGGCAUCGACUUUUUUAUUUUUUGUCAUGGUAUCACUCGAGGAAAAGUUUUGCGUGUUGUUCCUCCACCCUUGCUGCUCAGAAUGUGGUGGCCGACUCCCUCCGUAAUUACUCCAUAGUUUGUCUGGUUUGUGCUCAAGAGAAAUGAUGUUUGUUUAGUUUUUAUGUCUUGUUAUGAUUUACAAAGUGAUUUGCUCAGUAUUGCUCUUUGAAAUGUUUUAGCAUCUUGUCUCCUCUCAACAAGCUGUAGGGAUAAUGAUUGGGGUUUUCCAUGGCAUUUCAUUUAUUUUCAGUGGCAAUUAUAACCCUCUGAAAAAAAAAAAAAGUGACCAAAUAUUCCUGUGGCCCUUGAAAACUGAGAGAAUGAAAUGUUUGAAAGACGUAACGCAUUUGUUGGGGCGUCUCGAUGGCAGCGUCAAACAUGUGCUGCGCUGGGACUGUCAGAGGGAGGUCAGGGCAUUUAUGGAUGGCUGGGUGUGGUACUAGACAAAUUAGAGCGUGGGGAGAGGUUAGCCAAUCACACACACAUGCACCACCAUUGGUCAUAUGUCCUUGAAUUUCUCUUCCACACACUUCCAUGUCAUUCCACUUUUCUUUUCUCCAGCCUUCUUACGUUCCCCUCUCUGCCAGCCUCCCCCAGCCUCCCUCCCUGGUUUGUAUUCGGCAACACUGCGUCACACUACAUUCAAAAGCCUCUAGUUGAAGUUACAUUGGUUUUUGAGGGUGCUUUUAUGGGUCUAGUGACAGAUGAAUGAUAUUUCUACAUUAUUAACGGGAGAAACACCCUUGAGAACCCGGCUAAUCGUCUCUAGGACCUUUGAAAAUAUUCGUGGUGAAAGCUGUUUUGGAAUAUGGGCCUCACUCAGCACCUCUUCACUUUUGCCUUAAUUUGUAUCAUUCUCAUCACCACUGGCAUCAUACGAGCAUUAUCCUUCCCAUGCAUACUACAGCCACUACCCAUGCAGCCCUCCCAGCCAAUAGCCUCGUUUACAUCGCACAUAAACUAAGUUCCUAUCGCCCGUAUGUCUGUUAUUCCUCUCAUACUCAUCGCUGCCAUUCAAAAUACUGUAGUUCCUCCCUAUUCCUACAUCACUGGUCUGUCUUUCAGUGUUCAUCGUAAUUCUUCCUAAUCUUGAUCGUACUACAGCUAGGUCUUGUCUGCCUGUCUGUCUGUGGCUCUCAAACCUCACUACAAAUCAGGUUGUCAUCGCUCAUUUCAAAGACGUCAGGAAGUGUGGAGCAAGUUAUUUCCACUAAAUAGAUGAGUGUGAUUUCUUCAGUGAAUGCUCGCUGGGAAAGAAAGGAGUGAUUAUCAUGGAAUAUUCUUUAGUGUGUGUCAAGUAUACAUCCUGCUGUUUUGUAAGAAGUGAAGAAACUGACGCGCAUCCUCUCAUAUCAUUUGUUACAUCAUGUUUACAUCCUCUGGCUCACUGUAUGUCUCACUCAUUUCUCCCACCGGUACUCUGCUGUCUUCCUCGUCCUCCUAACAAUGCUUAUCUUUACUCUCACUCAUUUAUCUUCCCAUUAUUCUGCCAUCUUUCUCUUCCUGCUAAUUGAAAAUGCUUAUCUUUAAUCUCACUCAUUUAUCUCACCGUUACUCUGCUAUCUACCUCUUUCUUCUAACACUAUUUAUCUUUACUCUCACUAACUCACUAUUUGCUAUCUUCCUCUUUCUCCUAAUUAACAAUGGCUAUCUUUACUGUCUCAUUCAUUUCUCAUUCAUUUUUCCUCUUCCUCCACUGCUAACUAUACUUCAUUUUUUUUUUAUUAUAUUUCACUCAAUUCUUUAGUUAUUUUAUCUUCCUCUUCCUCCACCUCUUUACAUUUCUUAUAUUUACUUCAUUCAUUACGUCUUUCAUUGUCUCGUUUGCUUUGCUAUGAAAGUGUGGGUGGUGGUGUGCCUUCCUGCAGAACCUCACUGUAACUUGGCCUCGCUUUGGGGUGGAUGUGGGUCUUGUUUACGUUGGAAAGAGGGCUGGGGGAGAGUGGCUGUAUUUACAUGAUUGGGGUCCUGUUCUAGGCUGGAAAAAAGAAAGAGGAACGAUAUUAAAUGAAUAGAAGGGGGUUUUGAGAGUGGGUGACAUGACUGGGCUGGAAAAAAAAGAAAGAAAGAAAGAAAGAAUGGAAGUAGGUUUUGAGAAGUGGAUAUGACUAAGCUGGAAAAAGAUAAAAUAAAAAAAAUAAGAACUGAAGUGGGGGGUUGAGUAAAUCGAUGAUAUCAAUAAUUCCAGCUAGGAACUGAGUGACUGAUAUGUGUUCGCUGAAAUUUUAGUGACAAGUAAAAUAUGUCACAUCCAAACAAAGACAAUUGAACUUUUUCUCUCAUCGUACAGUGUUUUCUUGUUAUUGUACAUUUCUUUGCUGAUACGAAUAUUUUCAUUCAAUUUUUUUCCAAGUUUUUUUUUUUUUCUGUGUAUUUUUAAGGAAGUCUUGUACAUAGUGAUGAGCCCCGGCCAGAGAAAGGGAGAGAGACACACGCCUUAAAGGUCAAGUAGGUUCAUUCUGUGACCCUCUGACCCCUUGCAUUUUUUGUGGGGAAGUAUACUGGCUAACUAUUAUUUCAUUAUGGCAUUUAUGAUAUUUUGUACUUAAAGGGAGAAAUCAGAGAGAGAGAGAGAGAGAGAGAGAGAGAGAGUGAAGGGGUUAGCAGAUAUGUUAGUGUUCAUUCAAUUCUAUCCAUAAAUUGCCUUAGAAUAUUAUAUAGGAAGACCGCCGCAGGGUGUGUGUACUGUCAAGGUGAAUAAUAAACUGUCAUGUGA
Scylla paramamosain (green mud crab) is the source of this 9167-nucleotide messenger RNA. RefSeq lists its product as uncharacterized. Gene Ontology annotation, biological process: autophagy. Gene Ontology annotation, molecular function: protein binding. The transcript has 19 exons. Bases 196 to 4512 code for a protein of 1438 amino acids. The record is from RefSeq and is a predicted model, not a curated record. Lineage: Eukaryota; Metazoa; Arthropoda; Malacostraca; Decapoda; Portunidae. Gene Ontology annotation, cellular component: intracellular membrane-bounded organelle.